Liolophura sinensis is the source of this 1386-nucleotide messenger RNA. Its product is annotated as ATP synthase mitochondrial F1 complex assembly factor 1-like. The record is from RefSeq and is a predicted model, not a curated record. The transcript is spliced from 9 exons. The coding region runs from base 94 to 1047 and encodes 317 amino acids. Lineage: Eukaryota; Metazoa; Mollusca; Polyplacophora; Chitonida; Chitonidae. Gene Ontology annotation, cellular component: mitochondrion. Gene Ontology annotation, biological process: mitochondrial proton-transporting ATP synthase complex assembly.
GUGGGUGAAACUCGGAAUGACCUGUGUGGGUAAUGAUGCUCACCAUGUUGCGGUGAAAACAAGUCCACAUGUGGGGAAGUCAGAGGAUUUGAAAUGCGACAAUUUAGGAUCAUUUAUGGAAACUUGCAGAAGGGUUUGUUCCAGGUUCACUGUAACCAGUGUUUGCAACGAGCCCAGAAUAAACACUUCUGCUUUCUCACUGUAACAAGAUCACACCGUCCCCACCUGAUGUCUCUACCUCAGUCAUCGUGGAAACAGGAACUUUCCACAACUGCAGCAUUUCUGCAGCAGUUUCAGAAAGACAAGGAAUUUGAUGUCACAAAAAAUCCGUACUUUGCCAAAUACAGUGAGAAGCUCAAAGACCUUGCUAAGGAAAAUCCAGAAGAAUAUGAAAGGAAGCUGGAAGAACUUGAGAAGAAGCUAAAAGAAGCUGAAGAAUCCAGAAAAAAGGAGCUCUCAGAGCCCCCUAAACCACUUACAGGGAAGACAGGUUCAUGGCCCCCAAAGACUCUUAAUGAGAUUAUGAAAGUGGAGAUGGUUCAAGACAAGUCUGCUGAAGAAGUUGAAGAGAUCUGGAAGCAACACCAUUUGCAUAAAGAUGGUGUAUUUUCUGUUAUUAAGAAAUCUGAUUUUGAUGCAAUGAUGUCAAAUGCUGGAGAAUUUCCAACAUUUAUCUAUGCUUUGCCCCGAGCUGAUGGCUAUGAGUUCAUUCUCUCCCAGUUUUCAGAAAACAAUGUUUACUUCACAUCGUUGCAGAUGUUCCAGAUGCUUAAGGAGAAUGCACAGGCAUCAUUAACUAUAGCUCACUUCACAGAUUUUAAGGACACAAAAGGGAUUGUUUUGAUGGCAGGAAAAUUUGAUGAGAAAUUCUUGAAUCAGAUGGAAGCAGUUAACCUUGUCAAACAGAUGGCACUGUUUUAUGGAACUGACUCCGGCGAAAGACGCCAUCUACUGGCAGCUUUCAACAAUUCUCCUACCAGUUUCAACCAUAUGGACGUGAUAGAAGAAUACAAGAAAAUCAGACAGAAAGUUGAGCUCUUUGCAUGAAGUCUUCCCAAAGAUAAAACAACUAUUAGUGAUAUUGUCAAUCAGUGUUUUUUUUUAUUAUUAUAAACUACCAAGUGGUUGCCAUGGAAUUUAUUGUAUUUGAUUACCUUUUAGGCAGUUGCCCUAUAGAUGUCUUGGCAUAAAUUAUCCUCUGCCAAAUUUUGAUAUCCAGUUCUAAGUAAUUAACUCGGGUAAAGUGUUAUCCUGAUACAAUUAGGCUAUGUUCAUAGUUAGAUUUUCAAACAUUCUUGCACCUAAAAUGAUGAUACUUGUAAAGGAACUGCCAAAGGAUGGGUGGUCAGUGAAAUCUAUAGGAUUGAUAUUGAAUAAAUUUUUCAG